This is a messenger RNA of Mucor velutinosus, 1263 nucleotides long. RefSeq lists its product as uncharacterized. The transcript has 7 exons. NCBI's taxonomy places the organism in Eukaryota, Fungi, Mucoromycota, Mucoromycetes, Mucorales, Mucoraceae. Gene Ontology annotation, cellular component: cytoplasm. Gene Ontology annotation, molecular function: ubiquitin protein ligase activity; zinc ion binding. The record is from RefSeq and is a predicted model, not a curated record. Bases 1 to 1263 code for a protein of 420 amino acids.
AUGACAAACAAUAUCAACAAAGAAGACGACACUGAAACUGCGUUAGAUUACAUCCAGCGACAAGAGAAACUAGAGAAGGAUGCUCAAGACAUUCUUCCCGGAAACUUUGACAAAUGCACUUUUUCCUUGGGUUACAUCCGUCAGCCCCUUUAUGCGUGCAAAACUUGUACCGUAGAUCAAAACGAAGAGCCUGCUGGUAUGUGCUAUAGCUGUUCCAUUGCUUGUCAUGCCAGCCAUGAUUUGUUUGAGCUGUUUCCAAAGAGAGCUUUCAGAUGCGAUUGUGGUUUAUCAGGAAAAUUCGGUGGGCAUGCCUGCUCUCGAAUGGUGCCUGAAAAAUUAGAGUUUGCAGCAAAUGAAAAGAACCAAUACAACCACAACUUUAAUAAUCUAUACUGCCGAUGUAAUCAAACCUAUGAUCCCGAAAAAGAAGAGGAAACCAUGUAUCAGUGUAUUGUCUGUGAAGACUGGUAUCAUGAAAGAUGUAUCGGAAAUAUCCCCGAAGCCAUUGAUGAGUUUGAUUGUUACAUUUGCCGAGAUUGCACAAAGAAAUACCCCUUUUUGAUGAAUGGAAAGGAUGCCAAAUUCAGUUAUGGUCUGUCAAAGGGAGAUGAGCCUAUUCAACAGUGGAUAUUACCGGCAUCACAAGUGAAGGAUAUACAGCAGAAAGAGGACAGCACAGUAGCAGUUCCAGAGGCUACUACGGCGACAGAUGGUACUUCAAAUGCGGACACAGCAGCAGUGGCAAAUCAAGACACGGUUUCUUCAGAUCAAGGAGUGGCAACUCCCGGUGAAAAGAGAAAGCGUGAAGAGGAAGAGCCUACGAGCAACCAAAACAUCAUUGUCAAUGUGUUUAAGAAAGCGAAAUGCGAAUCGAAUUGCCAAAACGUGGAUGUAUCGCUUCUUCCAGAACACGAUCACAUCGAAGUGUUUUUACAGGAUGAUUGGAGACAAAGCCUAUGUAGAUGUGUCAAGUGUAUGGAGGAUUACAAAACGCAUCAAGUGGAAUAUCUUUUGGAGGAGGAACACACCGUGGAGCCUGAGAAUGACGAAGAUGCCGGAAAGUCUCUACUUGAAGUAGGCAUGGAACAGUUGCAGCGUAUGGACCGAGUACAAGCUAUAGAGAGCGUAAGAGCAUUUCAAACAUUAGCGUCAGAUUUAAAGCAAUUUUUUGGAAAAUUCAAGGAAGAAGGCAAGAUUGUUACAAAAGAGGAUGUUCAAGAGUAUUUUGAUGCUAAACGAAGAGAGAGACAGGAGCAGCAAUAA